CACCAUUCUUCUUUGCUCAUCAAAGCCAACAACAAACACUUGUUUUACCUUUUGGCUUCCUCUCCUUGUCCUUUGCCAUAGUUGAGGUUUCAGAUUUUGUCAUCUAAGAUACCAUAUAUAAGAAGGAAGCAUGAACGGACAGCUCACAGUCCCCCCGGGCUUCCGAUUUCACCCUACGGAUGAAGAGCUCCUCUACUAUUAUCUGAGGAAGAAAGUGGCCUAUGAAGCCAUUGAUCUCGAUGUCAUCAGAGACAUUGAUCUCAACAAGCUUGAACCCUGGGAUCUCAAAGAUAAGUGCAGAAUCGGAACUGGACCUCAGAAUGAAUGGUACUUCUUCAGCCAUAAGGAUAAGAAAUAUCCGACAGGGACGAGGACGAAUCGGGCGACAACAGCUGGAUUCUGGAAGGCUACAGGGAGGGACAAGGCCAUCCACCUCAGCAACUCAAAGAGGAUUGGGAUGAGAAAAACCCUAGUUUUCUACACCGGGAGAGCACCCCAUGGUCAGAAGACCGAUUGGAUUAUGCACGAAUACCGACUUGAUGAAGGCUGCACAGAUGUUCAGGAAGAUGGAUGGGUUGUAUGCAGAGUAUUCAAGAAGAAGAACCACCAAAGAGGCAUCCCACCCCAAUCUCUCCUCGAAGAAGAAGACUACCACCGACUCAGUCACCAACAACCAACCGGCUCAACCUCAUUUGACCAUAAACACGCCAACUACCAAAUCCCCACCCCCUGCGAUUUCUCCUUCCACAGCUCAAUGCACCUCCCUCAGCUACUCAGCGCGGAGUCCUCAGUGCACCAGAACUUCACUAGCAUCCCUCCUUCUUUGUCCUUGAACACCUUAGACCUGGAGUGCUCUCAUAACCUCAUGAAGCUCACUUCGCCCUCAGACUGGUCGAUCUUGGACAAGCUCUUGGCUUCUCACCAGAACUUAGACCACAUUUUUCAUAACAACAAGUGCAGUCCUCCAACAGGGCAGGCUAGCAUGGACAUUGGCUCUGGAGGGCAGAAGUUUCCUUUUCAGUAUCUUGGGUGUGAUGCUCAUGAUCAAAUGUUCAAGUUUUCUAAGUGAGAGGUUACUUGUUGGUUUGCUUUGUUUAGUUGUGAUAAUUAAUUUUGGAGUAUGCACUGCUUCUUUUAUCAUCUAAGUGUUUUCUUGAGGUUCAUAUUGAGCUUUUGAAAUGUAUAUAAGUGCGCUAUUGUUUUAUGACGUGCAUGUUGUGGAUUGUUUGGGGUGUUUUUAUUUUGGUUAAGAA
Messenger RNA from Asparagus officinalis (garden asparagus), 1253 nucleotides. RefSeq names its product NAC domain-containing protein 76-like. The record is from RefSeq and is a predicted model, not a curated record. Gene Ontology annotation, biological process: regulation of DNA-templated transcription. Gene Ontology annotation, molecular function: DNA binding. The coding region runs from base 131 to 1069 and encodes 312 amino acids. Lineage: Eukaryota; Viridiplantae; Streptophyta; Magnoliopsida; Asparagales; Asparagaceae. The transcript has 4 exons.